Messenger RNA from Closterium sp. NIES-65, 2202 nucleotides. The record is from the annotation of a GenBank genome assembly. NCBI's taxonomy places the organism in Eukaryota, Viridiplantae, Streptophyta, Zygnematophyceae, Desmidiales, Closteriaceae.
AUGCGCCAUGGCCGCGGUCCCUAUCGCCUCCCACCAUGCCAUCCUUCGGAACGAACAAAACCUUGUCACUGUUCUUACCGAGUCGCUCCACAUCAGAGCCUUUCAUACUUCACACCCACCCUCUCACGCGCGCCGCUCCACGUCAUCCUCCUCAUCAUCGGCGCGCUUCUCUCUUCUUCCUCGCUUCCCGGCUCGCGCACUCUCGACGCCGCUGCUCCGCGCCUCGCGGUAGCGCAAGGCGGCGAAGCCGCGUCGCUGAAAGCCGCGUUCCUCGUUGAAACGUGGUCGGAAGCGUACGGGCUGGGCGGAGACUCCGUGCUCCCCCCUUCCGCCGUCUCCCUCCCCGCGGGCGUGCCCGCUGCGCCGCACCUGGAGGACUGCGCGCUAGUGAGCGCGGAGAGGGAGGCGUGGGAGCGGAGAGGCGCGCGGGGAGAGGAGCCCGCGUGGACGCGGGGAGCUCCAAGGAAGGCGCAGGCUGCUGCUGCUUCUGGUGAUGGUGCUGGUGCUUUCCAUGGGUGUUCCGGACAGGAGCAGGGGGAGGGGGUCCCGCAGCCGCCAUGGAUCAGAGGGCCGGAUGAAGCCAAUCUGCCGCUGACACGUGUCGUGCAGAGGGACAUCUGGCGGAGCCAGUUCCCCCCCGGGGAUUGCACGGACAGGCGGCUCCUUGUUGCCCACUGGGCCAAAUCCACGUCGCAUGGCGUUGGCUCCCAGAUCCACUACAUGAGUGCACUGCUGAGUGUGGCCAUGCGCCACAACCGCACGCUCGUCGCUCAACCCGACAGCUUCGACCGCGCUCGCACGCCCUCCUGUGAAGCUGCGGGUCACAACAGCCAAUGGGAGUGCUUCUUCUUCCCGCCCGCCUCGUCAGCGUGCCGCCACGUCAUCCAACAGGCGCUGAUGCAGAACCUUGAGAAGAUUCCCUGGGCGAAGGAAGAUCCUGCUGACGUGGCAGCGGGGGACGAUCCGAUCGUCAUCGUUGGAUACACCAACCCAACGAUGCUCUUCAUGGAAGCCGGAGCGGUAGAAUUCUCUUCCCUCCAUUUCCCCGUUUCCCCUCCUCCUCCGCGCUUCCUUCCUCCCUGCCCCUCCCCUUCAGCCUCUGGGGAGAGAGACGUGUUGCGCUGCAUGCUGCAGUCGUAUCACGCGGAGGAGCAGGUGGUGCUGGCAGGUGCACUGGUGGCGGGCAUAGGCAGUGCAAUUCAUCAUGCAAAGGAGCAGGUGGUGCACUGGUGGCGGGCGCAGGCGGUGCGAUUCAUCAUGCGGUGGCCGUCGGCGCAUCUCUGCCAUGUCACCAACCAGGAGAGGCACCGCGCCUUCGCCAUGCUCGCAGCCAAUCUCGUCGCUCGCUUCCUGCACACCCAAUCAGAAACCCUCUCCUCCCUCUCUCACAGCACCGCCCCUGCUGCUGCCGCCUUUGCCGCUGCCGCUUCUGCCGCACCUAUUGCUCUCAACGUCCCAGCCAAUGCUACUGACUGGGAGGCAAGGAGGCGAAGAGCGGCAGAUCGGUUGGCGGCUCUUGCAGGCUCCUCCCUCUCCUUCCACUCAGACGCCACUGGCAGUGCCACAGGGGGCGGUGACAAUGACAAUGGCAACGGCUCGGAUGCCAGCUGGUCGCUAGGAGUGCAGGAGCCGUACAUGCCGCGGCCUAUAGUGAGUCUGCAUGUAAGGGGUACAGACAAGUUUGCAGAGAUGGGGCUGACCUCCCUCGACUCCCACCUCUUCCAAAUCAACCGCCUCCGCCAGCACGGGCUUGACCUCUCCCACGUCUGGCUCAACACCGAAACUCAGGUGAUUUGCUUUCCAAAUGACAUCCUGCCCGUGUCCCGUUCCCGUUCCAAGUAUUUCUCAUCCGCUUUCAAUCCCUUCCUGCUGCUGUUCCUGCCAGACGUUCUGCGUCCUCCCCCCCCAUCCGCCUUUUCUCCUUGCACCACGCAGGCUAACGUGGACCGAGCAGCGGAUCACCUCUCCUGGAGUUUCUUCUACUCGUCGAAUGCGCGGCAGCAGGAAGCUGUGGGAGGGCUGCGUGAGUAUGAGUGGGCGCAGUCUGUGGCCGUGAGCUUGGCAAGCGUGCUGAUUGCUGCUCAGUGCGAUUACUUAGUUGGAAGCCUCGGCUCCAACUGGAGCCGCCUCAUGAACGAGCUCCGCUCCACCAACGGCCGGCUGGGUGCUGGAUUCAUUGCUGAUAAUGUUGAGGAAUGGUGA